UUUCACUGCUUCGCGAGGAGAGACCGUGCGAAGCGCGCUCGCACGCACACACACUCACGCAGCCUCGUCGUCCGCACAUCACCCACGAACACAGCAAGAGAGAGAGAGGGAGAGAGCGCCACCGACCGCCGAAAAGAGACACGCCGACUCGCCACCACGCGAGACAUCAAGCCGAGAAGAAUUCCCCCUCUCUCCGUCCCUCCGAGAUUACGCCAUCGUGUUGAGUAAUCAUUGCCCGGGGGGUAACGUGGAUGUGUUUGGAGAGACUCAUCGCGCGGCGGGAUCGCGGCGACUGCUGCGGUGGCAUCCGGUGGCAGGGACUAGCCUGCGAGCAGUAGCAGCAUAAACAGCUUCACGCAGUGCCCGCGUAUUAUAGGAGAGACUCGUGAACACAGAGUGUGGAAGAUAUAGCCGCUGUGUUUGCUUGCGUGUGUCUGUGAUAACCCGGGCUGCACGCCGGAGGAUGCGGAAAGAAGAGUGAAGAUGUUGAGAUUUUUAUUGACGAUUGCUUUUCUCUGCGAACUGCUGUUGGUGGAACGGAUCUGGGACGUACAAGCGCAGGAUAAUGAAGUAGCAAGCUUGCGUGGGCCACAUGUUUGCACCGAUGACAACUCUACCUAUUGCUGCCCGGGAUGGGAAACUGCGAAUGGUGGCAAGGAAUGCUCGCAGCCUAUAUGCAGUACACCGUGCCAUCCCGGAAUUUGCGUUGGUCCCAAUGUUUGCGACUGUCCCGGCGCGGGAGCAGCAGCAGGCUGCUUUCACAGGAAGACGAUAAUGACACCCAAGAUCACCGAGCUGCAGGAACUUCAUGAGAAUUCGACGCAGACGAGGCUGGGCUAUAUAGCAAAGUUAAUGACCGACAUCCGGUGCCCACAAGGCUACACGUACAACGAUACAGACCAAAUAUGUCACGAUAUUAUUGAGUGUGAGGAGGCGGUGCAGCCGUGCCAUCAAAUCUGCAUCAACACGCCGGGAAGCUACUACUGCGCCUGUCAGCGAGGGUUCGUGCUGCACAGUAACGGCCUGUCCUGUGUCGACACGACGAGGCUACGCACCUGCGCGCGGCGACGCACUUGUGCUGCCACCGACCUAUGCCACAACACUUACGGCAGAUACCGAUGCAGCCUGUCACAAUGGCUUCCAAUGUCGCCGAGGAUGCGGCGCACCUGCACAGAUAUCAACGAGUGUGAGCUCUACCGGGAUAUAUGCGGUAGCGGUUGCGUGAACAUGGUCGGCUCAUACAUGUGCACGUGUAGCCGCGGAUAUGUGCUGCGAAACGAAGUCUGCGUCGAUGAGAACGAAUGCGCUCGCCAUGACAGAGGUGGCUGUGAGCAAAACUGCACCAACACAGACGGCAGUUUCUUCUGCUCAUGCAGACCAGGGUAUACCCUAGGACCCAACGGUCGAACGUGCAUAGUUCUGGAGGUGGUUGUACCCUUUCCCCACGAGAUCACCAUAGAGCUGGAUCGCUGCGACCCGCCGUGUGAGCACGGAGGCACCUGCUCGCAGCGCAAGUGUACCUGCCCACCUGGAGUUACAGGUGCAUCGUGCGGUAAAGAUAUUGACGAGUGCGAGGAGAAUACGGACGCGUGCGACCAACUCUGUCAGAAUACAUUUGGUUCUUAUUCUUGCUUCUGCAAGCCCGGAUACACUAUAGCCGACAAAACUUCGCUCUGCACGAAGAACACAUGCUACCCGCCGUGCAAGAAUGGCGGCGAAUGUAUCGAGGAGACUUGCCGCUGCUUGCCUGGAUACCUGGGCCGAUCGUGUGAGCUGGACUACGAUGAGUGCCGACUGUGGAGACCAUGCAGCCACUACUGCACGAACGUACCGGGCGGCUACCGCUGUGACUGCCCCGACGGCCUCUCGCUCGGCAGCGACGGCCACAUCUGUGUGGGCCCGGGAGAUUGCGACCCACCAUGCUUUGGAGGCAUGUGCAUCAACAGCACAUGUGUCUGCCCGUACGGCGUCAGUGGCGUCACCUGUACGACAGAGCACCGACCGACAGCUCCUGCGAAUGUCACACUGUAUCCAGCGCAGAACUCGAUAUACAUCAACUGGACAAUGUUGAUCAAGGAAUCAAAUGCUCCGGAAUACUUCACCCUCUGGUUUAGACCGAGCCAUCGGAAGCGCUUCUCCACCACGAGGAUAACGUCGCCCACUGCCGUCGCCUACACACUCGACAACCUACAGCCGGACACGAAAUACGUCAUGUUUCUCGUCGCUCACAACGUCAUCGGAAGCUCGUCGUUCAGCGACCUCAAAUCCGAAUACACGCUCCCCGAACUCGUCGAAGCUAACAUGACCUUCGCCGAACCGGAACCGAUAUUAAGUUGCCGAAUCGGUGCUGACACGGCAUCCUGUCACCCGGAGACGGUGGCGCCGACUAGCGUGCGCGCGAUUGCGACGUCGACGGUAGCGCCGCCGCAGCUGCGGCGCAACGCCUCCGUGGAGUACGCGGAACCGCACUUCAACGACACGAACUUCGAGAAGUUCAUACUGAAGAUUCUCAACGAGAUCUUCCCGAAGUGGCUCGACUACGAGCAGCGACGCGUCAACGACGUCGAACCGACUACGUCGAUGCAGGAGCACGUCGAGAUGCUUGCUUCGGGAGUGUUUCUCGUACCGGAGUACUCGCGCGACAGAGGCGGCGACGCGCACGCGCGCGACAAGCCGACGACGUUGGGAACACGGAGCGCCGCGAGCGACGCCUCGGCGCGUAGCACUCAGCGAGAUGGAGGAGAAGAAGCCGCUACCGCCGCGACGCUGCGACGCGGGGAGGCGCCGAAUGACGUCGAGCCGUCUGCGACGCGGCAGCCGCGCACCGACGCGCCGACAGACAACCUCAAUCGGAACGACGACGACGACGAUGAUGAUGGCGAUGACGAUGACGAUGACAAUGGGGAUGAAAGGGGAGAAGAUGACGAUGAGGUGGAGGUGGCGCGUGACCGCUACAUGGCCGCCAGGGUCAGCGAGCCGUUCGCGUACGACGUAUCGGACAUGCUCACGGACUCACUCGACUUCAUCGACGAGUUUCAUAGCGAUCCGAUCGCUACGCCGGAACUGCCGCGGCAAGGUCAGCGAUCGGGGUCACGGUCACGUCACAGGUCGCGCGUUGCCGACGUUAAGGCUUCCGCUAGGCAGGAUCAACAGAUGACUUUUCCAGCAGGACGCCGAAAGGACCGCUAUGAACGCCAUCAAGAUUGCGACUAUAAUGGAUUAGAGUACAGCCAUGGUACGGUGUUCACACCUAUCGAGGAUCCAUGCUCCAUCUGUGCCUGCAUGGAUGGCGACGUCAGGUGUAAAUUAGCAACGUGUCCCGCACUGGACUGCCAGGACAGUGAGCCAUACCAACCUGCCGCCCUCUGCUGCCCGAUCUGCGGACCAAGGCUGAAGCCACAUUGCCGGGACGAAGUUGGCCAGAUGCACGCUGUGGGUGGCAGCUGGACUAGAGGACCGCCAACAUGUCAAAUAUGCACCUGCUUGCAAAAAGAUGCCGAGCCACUGUGUAGCAAUAUAGUGUGCGACAGUCUGUGUAGCUACCCAGCUCCGAAGAAAGGUCAAUGUUGUCCCAUCUGUGAAGGAUGCACUUACAACAAUGUCACAUACCGCGACGAUGAGGUUUUUCCAGAUCCAAACAACGAGUGUAAUGAAUGCAGAUGUCUGGGAGGAAACAUUCACUGUAGGAAGAAGGAAUGUGUUACACCCUGCGUCAGUAAUUACAUACCACCUGGCCAGUGCUGCCCUCUAUGUUCUGGAAUACUGAACGUGAGGAAGCGUCUGCGUAACGUCGCCGUGAUGGCGGGAAACCGGGUGACGCUCAAGUGCGGCAUCACGGGCAAGCCGCGGCCGCGCAUCUACUGGAUGAAGGACGGUACCCUGGUCGAGCCGCGCGGACGCCGUCUCAAGCUGCGCACGAACCGACGCGCCAGCACACUGCGGCUCAGGGAUACAACAGUAGAUGACUCCGGGUACUACAAGUGCGUAGCCAAGAAUGGACGCGAUCACGUGGAGACAGGAGCACACGUGUUGAUCCAUGAAACGUCCGCGGAAGUCCUUCCGGCGGAUUUCUUCCACGAUGACAACAAGGAUGGAUCCAGGCAACAGCAACUUCUAAUCCCGGAACCUGUAGAGGGCGAUACCUACCGGGAACGGCCGAGGACAGCGACUGGGAGCGGAACGGACAGCGAGCAGACGGCAGCCGAGGGGCACCUGUAUGAAAUCUACAACCUGUGCGUGACAUACCGCGGCUCGGUGUGUACGGACCAGCUCGGCAACCAGAGCGUGUACCCGGGCGACGACACGAUGCCGGACAUCGAGCGCGGCCUCGUCGAGAAUCUCUACCAUAUCAUAGCGCUGCUCAGCGACGCGAUGGACUCCACCUGCUCGCGCUACCUGCACCCUGCCAUCUGCCACUACACGCUGCCGACGUGCGCCGGCUCUGCUGGUCACAUCGCGCAGAAGAAUCUCUGCAGAGAGGACUGCGAGCGACUGAAGGGAGGCGUCUGCGCGCGCGUCUACGAGACUGUCGCCGCGUCGUCCGACCAGUUCCAGCGCCGCAUAUCGCUGCCGAAAUGUCAGUACCUGCCGCUGCAGACAGAUGGCGCUGACUGCGUUAACGUGUUCCCGCAGGAGGAACUUUACAGAGAUAGGUUAUGCAAGUACAAGGACAUGCUUAUUCCGCACGGCACAACGGUGGCGAUAGGGAACGUGGAGCAAGGCUUCUGUGAAUCUUGCUCCUGUUACGCCACUCAGGUUAGAUGCAAGAUUGACACCUGCCCAGGAGAUUGUCUGUAUGAAGGAGAAGUGUACACGGAUGGUCAAACAUUUAAACACGCAGACGGACCUUGCGUGGGCUGCACUUGUCUGAAUGGCACGGUGUCGUGUGAGCGAGAGGUAUGUAGAGAGACGUGCACUCACGGAACGAGAUCCGCGGCUCAGUGCUGCAGCGAAUGCUUGGUAUGCGACUACAAUGGCGAGAUUCACCGAGAGGGCGCCACCUUCAAGCCAGCCGUCGCCAAUUCGUGCGACAUCUGUUCGUGUCAGGGAGGAUCCGUCGUAUGUGAUGCAAUGCCAUGCCCAUCGGCUACGUGCACCCACACUCAGCGCACCGAGAACACGUGCUGCCCCCAGUGCCAGUAUUGUAACCACAGUGGCACACUCUACCGGCACGGUGAAACUUGGAUUUCGGAAGAGGAACGCGGCCUGUGCGUGUGCAAUGAUACAGAAGUUGUUUGCCACGAGGUGCGCUGCCCCACGCCCUGCCUGGAUCCGCUGGUGGCGGAGAGCUGCCAAGCAUGCAAGGGCUGCAGCCUCGAUGGCGUCAUGUACCUAGAGGGCGCUACGUUCAGGCUUAGCUUAGACAGCUGUGCCCAGUGUACUUGCCAGGGUGGUUAUCUACACUGCGGUCCGAUCCACUGUCCGGGGCUCGCGUGUGCGCCUGAGAUGAGAAUUAUUCCAGAAGGUUCCUGCUGCCCUGUCUGCAUCAGCUCAGUAAACACAACAGUUACCACGGGUUGCCACAUCGAUGACUUGUGGUACGGCAACGGCACUCAGUUCAAGUUGGGAUCGUGUACGACGUGCACAUGUGAGAAUGGAGACAUGUCAUGUGCAACGGUGCAAUGCCCGUCCCUGGAUUGUCCCUCGGAAAGGCAGGUGUUGUGGCACGACAGGUGCUGCACGGAAUGUCUGAAUACUAGCUGCGUUCAUGAUGGAAACAUAUACGAGAGUGGGGAGAGCUUCGUUUCAGCCGGAGAUCCCUGCACACGAUGUAACUGUGACGGUGGAAAUGUCUCCUGUGCGUCAAUCACGUGCCCGAAUAUCAGAACAUGCCCUCAGGGGCAAGUGACGGGUCUGCGACCGGGCGACUGUUGCGACACGUGCAUCCGGCGACCGGCACGCUGUCUCACCUACGGCAUGCAGCAGUACGUUACCUACGACGCCUACACGGCGACGCUGCCGCGCAGCCACUGCCCCCUGGUGCUGACCGAGUCGUGCGAGAACGCCGCCGGCUUCCAAGUGCUGCUCGAAUUCCAGCGGCCGCGACUCAACCUCUUCGAAUCGCUCUUCGGAGAAGCGGCGGCGACGCGUCGGAGCGAGCGGGCGGCGACGCGCCGGAAGUCGCGGCGGAGGCAGCGCAUUAAUCCGUCGGACGUGUCCGAGAUGAGCGUGCGGAUCUACUUUUCGAACUACACGAUCCUGCUUAGCGAACGUCGGCAGAUCCUCGUCAACGGCUGGUCGGUGGCGCUGCCGUACGACGGCGGUACUAUUAGCGUGUCGGAGGAAGGCACGCUGCUGGUGCUCGGCCUGCGGCCAGGCGUCACGCUGCGAUGGGAUGGCAGCCAUUACGUUGAAGUGGAGGUGCAGGGUUACCACGGCAACGGCACGUGCGGCCUGUGCGGAAACUUCAACGGAAAUCAGACGGACGAUGCCGAUAGAGAGUUCAGCAAUAGCUUGCAGCCACGGCAAGGCAGCGGCAUUGACGAGAAAGACUGCCAAUCUAGAAGGUUGAGAAAAUGUCGACCUAAGAAGCGCAUGAAGGCGUCAUGCGAGAUGCUGCGUCAGAACCUGAUCUUCCGGCCCGCGCACCAGUUCGUCAGCCCCGGUCCGUACGUGUCGGCGUGUAAGCAGGCGAGCUGCAUGUCGAAGAACCCACAGCGCGGGGUGUGUGACGUUAUGGCAGCGUACGCGCGCGAGGUCCGUCAACACGGAUUCAUCGUGGAGUGGAGGGAGAUGGCCGACUGCGUUAUCGACUGUCCGACCAAUGCGACAUUCAUGGAAUGCGGACCAGAGUGUCACAGAUCAUGCGACCAGCUGCACUCGACCGACACCUGCUACAGCUACGGAUGCGUGCCAGGCUGCUUCUGCGACGCCGGCUACAUCCAGGACGACGACAAGUGUAUUCCCACGGACCAGUGUCCCGAUGCGUCAUGACAGGCUCCGUCUCCGUAGCUCAGUAGCGCGUAUAUAGAUGAGAGCAACGAUAGUUGGAACAGCCGUGACGGCGACGUGCGGCUAGCGAGCAUUUCGCGCCGUACCGUCGCGGAUUAGACACGAGAUGACGACGAUCGAUGACGUCACGCUUGUAAGAAAGAUGGCGGCGAUUCUCGGCGGGCAGGUGACUGAGGUAUCGGAUUCGCCGGAGAACGCCGGCGUAUUACGUGUUGGAAUCGAUUGCGGUGUAAUAGGGUAGUAGAGAGCGCGUGACGACGUCGCCGAGACAUGAGUAAUCAGCAGAGCGGUGAUUUAAUCUUAAUUGCGAGCUAAAUUAUGAGUUUUCCUCACCGUACUACGUGUGCUUAUCACACUACCGCUGUCAAUGUGGCCGCCUAUUCUGGCGGUUGUUGGUAAGCUGUUCGGGCAUGAUAAACGAGUUGCGUAUAUUUGUCUGUGAACUGUGAUAACAUUCCAUUGAGGUGCUACCUAGGUUAAUGAUGUACAUUGAAUGUAAGUAUACGCACUGUUCAAACUCUACAACGAUACAGCUUUUAUUAGACUCGAAUUUGAUAUAGCUGGAGAAUAAUAAUAUGCACAGUAUUAUACGGACCAAUUUUAAAAUGUUAACAUUAUAUGAUUUAACCGUAAGGUAUAUGUAUUUGAACUCAUGACGCUAGCUGCUAUGAUGCCAACUAGGACUUAUGAGGGCUGCCGGGAUAGCUCAUGUUUUUCCUGGGAAAGAACCGAAUUGAGUAUUAAUUAGAAGAGUCUAGUUGUGGUUAUAAAAAAAACCAGAAAGAGAAGUAGCAAUAAGCGCGUUAUUUCAAUAAGAUUCAGUGCAGUUAACAUAAUUAUAUCACGUGGUUAUGAGUAUAGGCUUCCACAUGGCGUUGGGGAGGGGGAAAUUACAUGAUGAACGCGAGAGGGAAUAAUCCUCAGUAUAGUUGUGAGAUCGAUUACGUAAUUAGAAGGGCAGACGUGAAUCUAUCGUAUGAGACAGGUCACUUCGACCAGCGAUCUUUAACUAAUGCAUUGAUCCCCUCAACUAUGUGUAAAUAGAAACUUCAUAAAACUGUAAUAAACGUGUACAUGAAAAUGUU
Molecule: messenger RNA, 8036 nt
Organism: Priapulus caudatus
Lineage: Eukaryota; Metazoa; Priapulida; Priapulimorpha; Priapulimorphida; Priapulidae
Exons: 33
Coding region: 484-6933 (2149 amino acids)
Molecular function (GO): protein binding; calcium ion binding
Source: RefSeq, a predicted model, not a curated record